Messenger RNA from Lotus japonicus, 2362 nucleotides. Its product is annotated as transcription termination factor MTEF1, chloroplastic. The transcript is spliced from 3 exons. Gene Ontology annotation, molecular function: double-stranded DNA binding. The record is from RefSeq and is a predicted model, not a curated record. Gene Ontology annotation, biological process: regulation of DNA-templated transcription. Lineage: Eukaryota; Viridiplantae; Streptophyta; Magnoliopsida; Fabales; Fabaceae. Bases 49 to 1128 code for a protein of 359 amino acids.
GAAUAUGUUGGCUAAAACCCCAUCUUCCUCGUCGACUUCUUCCACGACAUGUCGAUAAUAGAACUUCACCCCCAAUUCCUCUUCUCUCAAAACCCCAUCCCAAAACCCUUCCAAAACCCUACCUUCAAUCUCAGAAUCAAACCAUUAACAUCAAUCGCCCAAUUUUCUCAGCAACCAAACACCCUCCCAGACCGAGGCCUCAUUUUCCGGGAAAAAUCACUCUACCUCCACAAACUCAACAUCAACCCAGAAAAAGCAUUCCGACAGAAUCCCACCCUCCGAACUUGCCCCCUCACCACCCUCAAAUCCGUGGAACGAUGCCUCUCUUCAAUGGGUAUUCCCCGCACCGCCAUGGGUCGCAUCCUCGACAUGCUUCCUCAGCUUCUCACACGCGACCCUCACAGGGACCUCUACCCCAUCCUCGAUUUCCUCCUCCAUGAGGUUCGAAUCCCUUACCCCGAUGUUCAGAAAUCGAUUUUACGAUGCCCCAGAUUGCUGGUUUCAAGCGUGGAGGAGCGUUUAAGACCCUCGCUUUGUUUUCUUAGGGAGUUAGGGUUUGUUGGGCCGCAUUCGCUUACUUGCCAGACGACUUUGCUUCUGGUUUCAAGUGUUGAGGAUACCCUUUUGCCUAAAGUUGAGUUCUUGAGAGGUUUGGGGUUCACUCGUUUGGAGGUUUCGAAUAUGAUUGUUAGAUCGCCUGCUUUGUUGACAUUGAGUGUGGUGAAUAAUUUGGCGCCGAAGGUGGAGUUUUUCUUGAAGGAGAUGAAUGGGGAUGUUGCUGAGCUUAAGAGGUUUCCUCAGUAUUUCUCUUUUAGCUUGGAAGGGAGGAUUAAGCCACGCCACGCGUUGUUGGUUCGGCAUGGUGUGUCUCUCUCUUUGCAGCAAAUGUUGCAGGUCAGUGAUGGCGGGUUGGAAGAUAGGUUGUUUGAAAUGCGGUUGCGCGGGCUUGUGGGAAGACAAAGUUUCUCAUUUUCCCUGCAGCCACAGUCCUCCAACUGUGCCGGCGAGUCUGUCACUGUCACCACCCGAGCCUCGCCUUGCCAUAAUCAACCCCAGACCUGCUUCAUUUCUUCCUCAGAGGUCACCUCCCAUGACUGUGACAUUAUAAAGUGCAAGAGCUCUCAAUGAUUCAUUCAAAAAUUGUUUGUAGAUGAAGACCUCAUGAUCCUCCUGUACUUGUGAAUGAUGGGAGAGACUUAUAUGGCGUGUUCCAACUAUACUGGGUCUGUGCAUGAAAGCUGUGCCGUUGUGCCUACAUAUAGAUGUUGCCACCUGAAUCUCAAGUCUACGAGUCUACCUCUCCUAUUUUUACAGACGCCGUAGUAGAUUUUGAAGUCUUAAAGCAUGUAAUCUUUGUUUAACACUCUUCCCCUGUGGUCUGAUCCUUUUAAUACUUUUCCAGUUUGUGUGUGUGUGUGUGUUGUUUCUAGGUUUUUUUACCAAAAGCUAGGGGAGAUGGCCCAUUAAUGUCAGAUGGAAGAUUUUUUUUUUUUUUUGAUAGGCAUGUCAGAUGGAAGAUGAUAAUGAAAAUUGGAUAUCUUAUUGUGCAACUUGAGAUAUUCUGACAUUCUGUUGGUUACUCAUAUUCAUACUGGUAUAAUUUGUGUUAAGCAUAAUGGUGAUGCUUUGCCAAACAUCAUUUGCUGCCGAAUCAUUAUAGACAGGCUUUGUCAUUUUUUGAAGUAUUUUUAUAUCAGUUUCAUGAUGAAUGAAAGGUUUUUGAUGUUUUCAUAUUGUUGUGUUUUGCUUAGAUGUUUAUUUUCUUUUGGUGAUAUGAUGGGAUAGACGCAUCACAAUAGAGUGGGCUUAAAAGGAGUUAUUAAUCAUAUGCGUUCAAUUACUUCCUAAGAUAUUCUUGUUUUUUGUGAGAAAUAACUUAUAAUUCAAGGGCAACUUGGUGGACCCUUGUUUUCUUGAUACUGGUAUGUCAAUUGGUUUCAAUAUAUUUUGGGUGCCCACUAGGGUGGACAGUGGACACUUUCAUUAUUGGUCCACCGGUGGACUAAGGUUUAUAUUAGUAAUUUACACUGGAUUAAAACAUAUUUAAAAAAUCCCAAAAUGACCUCUCUGAUUUCUCUCUCUCUUUCCAUCAACAACCAAUCUCUUGACCCUCCCCCGCAAUCUGAAUCUGAAAUUCAUCCCCUACUAAUUCUAUAACUUAAAAAUCAACAGAAGGAAGAAAGAAAUUAAAUCUCUUCAAACGCCUUCUGUGCAUCAACCACCUUGUUUUUUUUAUAAGGAAUGAUUCCAGAACCCAAUUACAAAAAGACUGAAAAGAGUAACAAAGAAAUUAAAAUUACAGCAAACUUAGACAAAAGAUAAGCAAACUAAGACAAAAGAUAAGGGAAGAAAAUAAAACAAA